AUGCUGUGCAUUGAUGGGCUCACUUACAUUUUGGAAAGACAAGAAGAAAAGACAGCAAAAACACAGGGAAACUGCUUCUACAUUACAUCCACCUGUUGGACACUAAUCAAAGAAAAAGCUGAUGCAAGAACAAACUUAAUCAACGAAAAGCUGAAAGAACUGGACAAAGUUAUCGACAUAAAUGGUGUUGCAUUCUACAAAUAUCUCAUAUUCCCGAUGAAUUCAAUGGGAGGCAGAAAAGUGAAAGCUCCUGACCAUUGGACUCUUCUGGUCUACGAUACUUCCAAGCAACAAUGGAUGCACUACAAUUCUUUGACAAAGCCCAAGAAAAAGAAGGAUCCUUACUUGACAGAUGCCUCCAUUGUGAGUACGUGGAAGAACAAAUGA
Rhododendron vialii is the source of this 387-nucleotide messenger RNA. RefSeq lists its product as uncharacterized. The record is from RefSeq and is a predicted model, not a curated record. The coding region runs from base 1 to 387 and encodes 128 amino acids. The transcript has 4 exons. NCBI's taxonomy places the organism in Eukaryota, Viridiplantae, Streptophyta, Magnoliopsida, Ericales, Ericaceae.